Molecule: messenger RNA, 834 nt
Organism: Hippocampus zosterae (dwarf seahorse)
Lineage: Eukaryota; Metazoa; Chordata; Actinopteri; Syngnathiformes; Syngnathidae
Gene: kiss2
Product: kisspeptin 2
Exons: 2
Coding region: 32-403 (123 amino acids)
Source: RefSeq, a predicted model, not a curated record
AGAGAGGAAGCGAGGGUCUUCUUCUCACAAGAUGAAGUUUGCAGUUGUAGUUAUGAUGUGUGGGUUGAUUUUUGGCGAAGAUGCAAGGUGUCUCGGAGCAGCUCUGUCAGGAUUUCUACCUGAGCAGGAAUCACAGGGAACGGAUUCCGUCCGUUCCAGAAGAAGCGCCGUGGGAGACUUUUUGGAGGAUCCCAACCUUUGUUUCUCCCUGAGAGAAAACGACACCCAGCAGCAGCUCCUGUGCAACGACCACAGGAACAAAUUCAACGUCAACCCAUUCGGCCUUCGCUUUGGCAAGCGCUACAAUCAUCCGUUCAUCUACAGGAGAGCUCUUCAGAGAGCCAGAACAAACAGAUUUUCACCUCCAACACUUUUUCCACGACAACUGGAGGUGCUGACCUGAAGAUGAUUUUGACUUUGUGUGUGCCAUGUUGGACUACGAAUAAAGUGGCAUGGGAAAAGUGAAAAAGAAAUCACAUUACUUAAUCUCAGUAGUUAUUGGACACUCUAGUAAGAGCAAUGUAAAAUUAUUAAAACGCUUUACUGUACUUUUAGUGGUGAGUAAAUUUGACACAAGGUGGCAGUAAAAUGUCGUUCACUGUUAUCUCCCCCACUUUUUUUAAACCUGUAAUGUAGUCUUGCUGUUGGACACAGCAAAAAGAUAAAACCGAGAGUGUUAUUUCAUUUCAUACAAUAAUCCACAUUAUUUAUGUGAAGUCAGACUUCGAUUUUUGUUUUGUUGAGGCUUAUGGUAUUUAUUCGUUUUUUGUUUUCAGUCAUCAUUUACUAAUUAUAGUUAGGUUCAAUGUUCAUAUAUCUGACGUUCAUUAAUUC